ACCGCUGCAUUUCCAUUAGUUCUAUUGGCUGUUGGUUUGUUUGAGUGGAGACGAGGGUUUGAAAAGUAAGUCAGCCUUCCUGUUGAUUAUACACUUAUCUGUUGUUUAUUGUUGAUUCAGUGAAUAUCUGGUAAUAUAUUUUAGUCACAUACCCCUAUAGGUGGGCUGUGUUUAGUUUGAUAAUUACUCACAGAGGAUCAAACGAAGUUUUGACACUUAACUGGCUUUUGCUAAUGCUGUUUGUCUUCGAUAACAAGAUUUAAACCCACAAAGGUUUACGGAGGAUUAGAGACAAAUAUUUCGAUCAAUACAACUGUAUCAUCACAAAAAAUGACGCAUUGGGAAAAAAGUCGUAGAUGAGAGCAUUGGGUUAAUUUUAAAGCGACUGGCUUUUCUGUAAGGUAGCCUCUUUAUUAAAACGUACUACUUUGUGGUUUGAGACACUCGAUCAGAGGCAGCUGGUUCCCCAACAGAAGUGGACUUAAUCUGGACACGGACUAGCACACAGACCUCCACGUUUACUGCUGUCAUUUUUCAACUCUACCAGACACUGUUUUGCUUUUAUAUUCACAGAAAGAACCACCAUGGAGGCAGAGGUUGAGUUUUUACGCGACCAAGGUAAGGAUAUGGGAGGUUUUGGAGGCUUUUAAGUGGAGCCCAGCACAGACAAAGGUCAGGUCAGAACUGUCCUUCAGGAUGUUUUGCCACAUUUUUAUUCAUACGGCUGUGAAACUUAGAGAUGCACCGAUUCGAUCGGACAUCGGGUGAAAAAAGAAGAACUUCCUUUAACAGGCAAAAACCUCGAGCAGAUCCAGAGUGAUGUUAGACAGUCAUCUGCUGAGACUGAGCUGGGUUUAGAGAGGGAGAUGGAGAAAGAGAGAGACAGAGGAGAGGCAGGUAGAGAGGGGUAGAGCGAGAUGGAGAAAAAGAGAGAAAUGGACAGAGGAGAGACUGAUAGAGGGAGAUAAAGAAAGAGAGAAAUAGAGGGAGAUGCAGAGGUGGACAGAGAAGAGACUGAUAGAGGGAGAUGGAGAAAAUACUGUCAUCUUAACUUCACCACAUUACAAACAUAUAUUUGGUGAUACAUCAAAGAAGGCAUACAGUGUUUGGCUGUAAAGAAAGACUUGCAAAGAGUGUUUUUUCCUAGACCUUUGUAAGGAAAGCAUUUUACACUUUACCGAGCCAUUUUACUUGGAUUGACUUAAAAUAACUGGGUUCAGUGUCAGCCCUGUCACAAUGUUGAAGUCUCAACAAAGCCCGAGCUGUUACCUCACACUGCAUAUAGGCAUCGGUUUCCCCAUUCAAAACAUUGAAAAUAUGGGUUUGAUUUAGUUUAAAGCAUACAUACUCCUAUGUUCCUCACCUAAUAUAGCACUAGAGUUGGAUAUAUGAACAUAAUGCUAUAUUUAAGUGAUAGGCAAACCCCCAUCUGAAGUGCUAGAUCAAACAUUUCUGCUCUCUAUGACUGAGGAGGUGAUGAAGUAUUUCGAGGCCACAGAAUGUGCACUUCUCAUGAAACAAAGACUGUUAAAACUCAAAAAGAAGAUUACACAUUUAGGAAAUCCACAAGGCACUGAUACUGACCACGACAUGCUUCCAAUGAUCUAGUUCUCAAGAGAUUUGAUCCUGAUGAUGUUAUUGUGUUUUUGUGAUUUAGAGGCAGGGAGCACCUUAAUCCGAUUCUCUGUCUUCCACUUCAUCUCAGGAUACUCCAUGCAAAAUAUCAUUCAUGUGAUUUAAAAUACCAACAACUUAUUGAGUCCCAAUUCAUGCCAGAAGCAUUUUUUAAAAGCAGGGCCUUUCGGACCAAAUCACCCCUGAGUUGAGAGUAAUCAACAACUUUGAGCUUUGGGGUAACAGAAACAUUGGUUAAAAAAUAAAGCUGGUAGAACUGUUUCUGGCUUUUGGCCUCACAGUGAAUUGAAGGAAAGCUCUGACCCACAGCAGUGUUUUAAUUUACUGAGCUCCAGUAAUUAUAACCUCAACCAAGCUCUGAGCAGUGACAUUAUAGUUACGGUGGAGAGGAAAAACUUCCCUUUAACAGACAGAAACCAUGCCAGAGACAGGACGAGACGAGAGAGGGAGGGGAGGGAGGGAGCCAGGGAGGGAGUUGAGAGGCGAGAGAGAGAGAGAGAGAGAGAGAGAGAGAGAGAGAGAGAGAGAGAGAGAGAAGAGAGAAUCUAAGCAGCUCUAACUAUAAGCUUCAUCAAAGAGGAAAGUUUAAAGUCUACUCUUGAAAGUUGAGAGGGUGUCUGCCUCCCAAACCUGCUAGCCUGCUAGCUAGAGGGGCCUGCUAGCUGAAAGCUCUACCUCCAAUACCAAUUCUAGAGACUUUUGGCACAAGGAGUACAUUGUUUCAUUGAUCUGUCAUUGAAUUGCUCAGUAUUUGAGUCUGAGGGAAACAUGUAUUUCUAUAUCUCAACGGUUUUCUUUUUCGGUCAACAAGAACUGGUAUCAUCAACCUGAAGGGCCUGUUUGUGAAUUCUUAGAUUUCUAAAAUAGUCAAGUGUUUUUAGAAAACCAGACAGAUCUGAACAGCAAGGAAAUGUCAGUUUAUUGCAACAUUGUUUGUUUGUUUUUUUAAGUUCACAGGUUAAAUUCUGCUCUGAGCCAGUAUCAGUCUGAGAACCAGUCUCGGUCCUCACCAUCUCAGGUAAACUUUUGUAAUUUACUUUGUUAUUUGCUAUCUCCAGAACACUUUACAUUUGCAUAUUUGGUUCUUUAAAAAAUGAUUCAGCAGUUUAUACAACAUUGAUGGAGGCCAAGAGAGGGGAGAAAAACAGAACAAGGUUUCCUGGUGAGAUGUUGGGCAACCAGCGGGACUGAACUUACCAUAGAGAGCACCAGGAGUCUUCCAUUGACCUUGCCUUUUUUUUAAAUGUCUUAUAAAUCCAUCACAAACACACCCAGAAAGGGAAAACUACAACAAGUGCAGGCAAAGCAGGACCAGGCCGGGGCAUGAAGUCUGAUACAGGCUGGAUUUUGUGUCCUUGUGUGAUUGUUCAGUGGCAUUUUGAAGACGCCAGAAUAUAACUGACUCGUCUGCAUGUUGGUGAAAGAGUAACUGAGUACAACAGUAUGUUAAAUCCAGUAACUGUCCAUGUAUUGAGUAUUGGCUGGAAAAAAGGAGAGCGGUUGAGGUCAGAGGAAGGGGGGAGGGUGGAGCAAGAGAUAGGAGAUGCAGUCAAAUGUGUGAAAAUCAGCCAAAUGUUUGGAUGCCUUUUUGUUAUUUUAUUGUCAUCUUGGACAGACCGCUGUGGGAGAGAUAGAACUGUGACAACAAUGUGUUGACUUUGUAUUGAGUGAUCACGAUAAUUCAAGGAAGCCAUUUUGUCAUAGGGAUUGCCGGGGCAGCUCGUGUUUUUGCUGUAUGUCAGAGCAACUUUAACAAAAUACCUUUGGUGUUUAAAUGAACAAAACAAAUAAAGACAAGGCUUUCAUUGAACUGUCAAUAGUGUGUAAUUGUGACUGUGUGAUUAAAGUACGGAGGUUAUUAACGAUAUACACUGUCAUAUCCCUCAAAGGAGAGAUGUGGACCCAGAUUUGGCCUGAAAAUCAUCUCCUUUGGUACAACAGUGUUGCUGUAUUCCUGCAGUAAAGGCAUUCAUCAAGAUAUUCCUUUAAACGAGCAACUCCCAAAGCUAACCCUUAGCCCAGUGGUUCUCAAGUCCAGUCCUUGAGCCCCCCACUGUCCUGCAUGUUUUGGAUGUUUCCCUGCUCCAACACACCUGAUUCAAAUGAUCAGCUCGUUAUCAAGCUCUGUAAUGGCUUAAUAACGAGCUGAUCAUUUGAAUCAGGUGUGUUGGAGCAGGGAAACAUCCAAAACAUGCAGGACAGGGGGGACCAGAGGACUGGACUUGAGAACCACUGCCUUAGCCUCUGCGUAUUUCUGGUUAACAGGUUGAGGAGGUCAGGUGGUCGGAGUCACUUGCACCCUGGAUCUUUGAUCGAAGGUCAGGCACUUAAAGAAUAAACACACAAUUCUUCUUGUUCAACAUUAACUCAUUCAGGUGAUGUCUCUUUAUCAGUGGCCUGGAGUGCAGAUGUUAUUACACGUGUAACACAUUAAUGAUCUGUGUUUCAGUGUGAUGGCUCCUCUGAUCAUAGAGUACGAUCGGCACAUAGAUGAAAUGACUGAACAGCUCCAGAAAUACCAGGUGAAAAAAAAGAACAUUAAAAGAAAGAAUAAAAAGAUGGUCAACUUUGGAAACGCUCAUUUUGCAUGUGUUUGAAUCAACAGGCGCAGAUGACAGAUGUGAAAGUGAAGCUGGAGAGAGUUGUCAAGGAGAAUGAGAGGUAGUAAAGUCUUCCUGGCGUCAAUAAACCAAAGAUUAAAAGAAAUGGGUUGAUGGUGUUUGUUCAGUAUGAGUGACUGAAAUCAAAAACUCUCUGUGUUUGAUUAUUUGAUAAUAAAAAAUAUGAUAACACAAACACACAUCUCCUUUUCCAGGCUGCACGCAGAGCUGAGGGAGUCAGCUGAAAGGCAGCUUAGUUCCCUCCCAGCAGCUCUGAGUGUGGAGGGCGGCACACUGGAGGAGGAGGUGAUCAUCAGAAAUCUUCAGGAGCAGGUCCAGCUGUCUGAGCAGGUCUGUAACAGUAUGUUCACAGCUUUGAUGACACUCAUCCUUAACGUGGAGAAUAGUUUGCAUUAAACUGUAGCUAGCUAACAUUCGUUAGAAGAGACCUUAGAGAGACAUUAUAUCAGUCUGGGAGAUCUUUAGAGUAGUUGUGCACUAUCUGCAGCUCAAAAAACUUUAUCUUGUCCUGGUUUUUGUGAGAGACUCUCAUUUCAACCACUGACUGAACACUUUGUUUGGCUGCUUCCCACCGAUAUAAUGUCAGACACUGCUUGUGGGCAUUGUUUUCACAAAGUUUUGUCAUCGUUAAAUUUUUGAAAAGUUAUGCCUUUACAAAAAACACCUGAGGUCAGUCAUUAGCGUCCACUCUGCUCUCUGUUUAGCCAUGUUUGUAUGUGUUAGCUAUAGCAGUAGUUAAUGCUACUUACAGUUUCACAGAAUUUCAGGUUUCAUUAACAAAUAAAAUCCAAAUCCAGCUCACACUGAUCUCUGUGUUCUUAGAGAUGUUAUCAGUGAUGAUGGGAAACACAGUGAGUUGCAGCUUUGUCCCCAAAACGUCCAAACUUUCCACUGUGACUGCUGUCUAAAACAUAAAAAUACUUAAAAGCAACUUUCUGUAACAAACUGAUUAAACACAGCACAUAAGUGCAGAAGAGGACCAGUUGGAAAACCACUUCCCCUGAGCUGCCAAGUGGGCCUGUCCUUAAGCAUUGUCCUGGUAGCAUGAUAUAACCUGACAUUAGGUUAGUAAGCCAUUCAGGAAAACACAUUUGGGGACUGUUGCCAUUAAAGUAUCUCAUGUUAUGUAACUGUGCCACAGUUUCGUAUGGACGUCAAACAUUACAUACAUGUGUGUAUUACAUAAAUGUAUUUGAAUAUGGACCAGAAUAAUAGGUCUUUUUUUAAAAACGAAAAGAAAGAGAAAACAAAAUUUCAGAAUUUAAUUUUCCCUCCGUCAUUUUCUGUAUUUGUUUAUUCCAAAGUAAAAUAGUUGUACUAUAAUCUGGUUUGAACAGACUUAAAGUGAAGAAAAUAUUCUGUCUUUUUAUGUCAAAGGUGCUUUAUGAGAACUUACAGAAUGUAUUAUUCCAUUUUUUCUUGGUAAUUCACACUGUGUAGCCUCUAUCUGACAACAGCAUUGAAACAGCUGCAUCCAUUAUCUUUUUAUAGCAGUUUGCUCAUUCGUAGGGUUUCUCUUUAAAAAACAAAAGUCUAAGCUUUUUUAUAUGGAGUGCUGACUGCUCAUUUAACAAAAACAAAUGUAAAAAUCACAUUUUUGAGCUGUUCCUUCAAACUGUUUAAAUACUUUUAAUGUAUUUAGUUCUUCACUUUGUUCCUCUUGAUGGGUCUCUUCCCUGAAAUCAAGAACAUUGUUGUGUCAUUGUUAUAGUUAUAUAUAUUUUUUUAAUUCAUAGCAUAUAUAAGUGACUGUAGUCUGAAGACAUAGACUGAACUUGUGUCGAACCAUGCUUUUAGGAACGGCAGCAGGCCAUAGAGCUGUGGCAGACUGCAUCGCAGCAGCUGGACUCCCUUCAGCAGGUCUACCAGAAGACGGUCUCCGAUGGACAGAGUCACGGCACUCAGAGACAGCAGCUCAAGGUUUCCAAAGAUUCCUCAAUUUCCUUCAGAGCCUGCAAAUUUAUUGACAACACAAUGCUGACAUUUUACCAGUAGAUGGAGCCAUUAUCAUACAAAUAUAUCAAUAACAGCAGUUUGCCUCAGUCAAUGCUGACCAAGAGUGUGAAGUGAUUACAAAGAAGUAACGUGUCUUGGGUUUUCUCCUGUUUCUGCUUAAGGAUCAGCUCGUGGAGUUCAAGCAGCACACACACAAACUUCAAGUGGCCAAUCAUAGACUUGAAAUGGUGAGUGAAUUUGAAUUAAAACUACAGAUGACAGCCUCUUCAUUAGCAAAGAGAUAAAAGAUCUGCCCUCCACUCUGAGAUUAACCUUGCUUUAAGAAACUUGUUCUCAGGUAAAAUGGUUUAUAAAUCAUCGGCUUAGCAAGAACUCUGAAAAUUAAGAAAAGGAGUAUCAGCAUUUUUUUCUUCAUUGUUGUACUCGAGCCGCUCUUCUUUCUCUUGUCCCUGCUAAGAUUGAGGUGUACUUACUUCCAUUCAGAGUCUCGUCUAGUGCAGACUCUAAUCAACUGAUGUGAUAACAUCCAGGGUAGCAUAGAGCUGUGUGUUAUUUGGGUGUUUUUUAUAAAACGUGCAAAGGUAGGAAGCAGGUGAGGAUGUGUUUCUGUGUGUAUUAAGAAAGGAAAACUGACAGCUCUGUGUUGGUGAACCUAACAGGACUAAUUGAUAGACAUGCAUGCCUGACGUUUACUCUGGAUACAGUGUAGUAUUUCAUCAGGGAGUAACAGUAUAUCACUCAGAUGCAUAUUUAAUGAGGGGGGUGGGGCUUGUCCGCUCCUCUUACUGACAUCAGUCACUACUUACAAAGUUUUACUCUUCCACCAAGAAUAACCAGCAGAGGCUUUCUGGGGAUAGAUUUGAAAAAAGGAAAACGACAGGAGUGUGGUUCAGUAUUUGGUUCUUGAGUAAGCUGGGACUCAGAUGUUACUUGAGGUCAUGCUACAACCAUUGAAGUCCUGUGUCUCUUGCUACACACAGACCAACCAACACUUCCUGAAGACGGUGAGAGAACAGAACAAGGAGAUGGAGGAACUACACAGCCAGCUUAGGUAAAAUGAGUGAUGCUAGUAGUUUACACUAAGAAUAUGUCUUUUUUUAUCAUCACUUUGGCCCCUUUUGAAUGACCAUUGAAUUUCCCUUCGGGGAUCGAUAAAGUUCUUCUUAUUAUUAUUCUUUAACUCUAAGUUCUUGCAUUAUACAAAGAUAAAGCAUCAGUUGAAAAGACAUGUCUGGCAAGAACCCUGCAUGUUAUACUGUAUGUGUUAAUACAGGUGAACUGUGCGUGAAGUAUUUCUUUUAGCUGUUGAAAAAAGUCUUUUAAAGGGGGUAUUAGGCUUUUUUUCAGACUCUAUAUUUUCUCUCUGAUUCCUCUUUAAUAGCGUUACAUGAUUCUCAGAUCAAAAAAGCCUCAAAAUUCUCACAGCGGUGUAUUAAAAUCUCAUUAUUUUAGCCUCCAUCUGAAACACUUUGUUUUAGCUGCUGUCAAUUUAAGUAGAAUUUUAGUAAAUCUCGCACAGAAACAAUCUCGCAUUUUCCGAGAUUUGAGCAGUUAACAUUUACAUUCUCAGAUUAUGACAAAAUACUUUAAACUUGUGACACCAAACUUUGUAACUUUGCAGUUUUUGUUGUAAAUGUGGAAAAGCAUGAUAGGCAAGAGCUGAUGUGAGAACCCCACAAAAAAGAUUCAGUUAAACAGCUCUUGAAGAGUCAUGGUGAGAAUGGCAGCACCACUUGUAACCCCCCCUUUAAUUUUUAUUUUUCUUUCCCCGUUCUGGUGGUGUAGGCAAGCCAAAGCUGAGCUGAAAACUUCCACAGCCAAAAUAGAUGAGAUGACCAAAUUUCUCCAGAAUGUCCAGGACCAAACAAAGAAACAGGUGAGUGGAAAACCCAAACUUCAUGGACUAACGCAAUCAAACAGUAUUUUGCAUAAGAAAACAGACAGUCCAUUCUACAGGGGCGGGACAGAAAGUAGUAAAUGUGUUCACGCAGGUCUCAGUGAACUGUGUACACACCUUGAAGGAGGACUGAAUGGGUGAAAACCAGCAUUUGAUUUAUUUCUAUACAAGAGUUGUUUGGUUGUAUGUUUUUUUAAUCACUUUGGGCUUAGCUUAUCACUGCUGGUUUUGAAAAAAAAACAAAAAAACACUAAAUAGAUAUAUGAAUGUAUCACCGUGUGUCCAGGAGGAGACUGUGACAGAGGCUCAGGGCCGGGAGAUUGCAGCAGAAAGGAGGGUCAGACAGCUCCAGACUGCCUUGAGCCAGCUGGAGACCAGGUAAGCUCAGAAAAGACUGAUUUCUGUACCCAUGUUUCCCUUCACAUGUUUCUCAGACACUUCUUACAGAAUAUUACAUGUAUUCUGCAACAUGAAACAAGAAGAGUUAAGCAAAUUUUCUGAAGUUAUUUUGAAUUUGAAGAGUCCUAUUUUGAAGAUCCUGUAAGGAACUUAUUGCUCACGUGGAUUUUGGCGCCCCCCAACUGGACAAAUUGGUAGAUUUGUGCCAUAUAUGUAUCAGACAAAAACUGUCCAUCUGUCUGACUUUGAGCAUCAAAACAGAAUACACACAAAAAAAUACACUUAAAACUGAAGACGACAUGACAAUAACAACUGUAUGUGAAAAAUAUGUCAAGAUAAAACAAAAUAAGAUGAAGAAUCUGAACCACAGAAAAUGAGGAUGGAAAACACUUGAAGCAACAUGGUUUAGCGACACAGCUAACAUUCCCCGUCCAAUAAAUGUUCACAUUUUAAUCUCUGUAAAGUGAAAGUACAUUUCAGAGGCAAAAUAUAUUCAUUUUCUGUAAAAGCACUGUGUGACCCCUGAUCACAAAUAAGUACAUCUAAAGUACAUUCAGGUGAACCGAAAGUGACCAGGAGAUGAACAAAAAUGAUUGAUUUCAUAGGAUUAAAAUGGAAACAUCGCCGCACCGGAAUUCUCCAGUGUUUGAAUUCUCCAUUUGAAAAGCUCCAAGUACAGUUUUGUCAUUAACAUUUGUUUGAAAGUACGUCCAGAAAUGAGCACAGACUCACGACUCCUGGCAGUGGAUACUCACUACUGUAACUUCCUCCUUUUUUUACAUCGUAAGGCUCAAAGCUGCUUCCCAGGAGACAGAGACAGUCAGCAGAGAGCAGUCUGUGUGGGAGAAAAAAGUUGGGGAACUCCAGGCCCGUGUGUCCACCCUUGAAGAGGAAAAGUAUGAAGCCCUGGCCAAAGUUCGAGAGAGUGUUCAGGUUGCUGAGGAGGCUGCAUUGCAGAAGGACCAGGUAUAAAUAAGCGACCUCUUUUCUUCCUAGACUCUGCUCCUUCCCAUUAUUUUAGUCGUUUUCGCAUCAUUUCCAGUGUGAUGGCCUACAUAACCCAUUAACCAUUGAAAAAAUGAUGUUAAAAAUAUGUGUUUGCAUAUGUCCACAUCUCUUCAGACCCUGCUGAGAGAAAAAAAGAAAACUGAGGAGCUGGAGAACACAAAGAGAGGCAUCAAACUGUUGAUCAAGAAUGCUGCAGUCCGCACUAAAACAGAGGUACUUUCACAGAUGGAUCUAGAAAUAACUAUCAACCCUAUGCUUUUACAAUCAUAUAUGCCUCCUGACCUUUAUUUCCUAACUAUAAAAGACUACCAUUAUGACCCAACUUUACGAGUGGAACAAUCAAUGCUGGGCCUUGGAGACAAUAUCGGUACUCCACCUGUAAAUUUGCAGAUUGUGAAGUUAACCGAGAGAGUGAAAAUGAAGCCAGUCAUGCAGCACAACGAUUACAUUCAAUAUUUCACCCAACUACAGUACUCAGUUUUGUCAAGUUUUUACCUACCAUGACUCAUCCUGACUGUGGAAACCUAAAUAUGCCAACACAUAUCCAGGGCUCCCAUCACUGGUGAUUAGACAGUCAUUCAGAUCCACUCCUGGAGCGUACUGCUUAGUGUUGUGUGGUUUGCAAAUGAUUCGUUCAAAAGAACUGAAUCUAUUAAGUGAACGUACUGAACCGAAUCAUUUCCUCAAGUGAAUUAUUCGUGUCUCACUCCUGUUGAGCUGUCAGCAGUGCAGCUGCCAUAGUACCCAUCAUUGCUGGGCGAGCAGCCGGUGAGCGAGGGACCGCAUGUGCCGACACCUGAAUCACUUGGUGAACGAAUCACGCAGUGAACUACACUCUCUGGAAUCAUUUUUUCCUAGAGAUACACUUUCAUGCGACCGUUUUUCCCCGUUGUUUUAAAAGAUUUAGUUCCCAAUUAAACAAUCUUAAAACAUUAGGCUGCUAACAAAACAGAACAGAGCUCCACAGUCCAAGCUCUUGACAGAAGCGACGGAGGGAGAUAGGUAUGUGUUGUGUUCAAGUGUACCUUGGAGAAAAGUAACUUUUUUUUUUUUUUAAAUUGCCACCACAACAACUUGCAUUAAGUGAUUUGGUGAACAAAUCUUUUUUAGUGAACUGAUUCUAGUGAUUGAGUACAUCUAAAAGAACUGCCGUGCCCAUCACCAGUACUGCUCUCAUUACCUGAGCCUGAUGGAGGAGGGGCCUGUUUGCCUCAGCUUCUCCUCCAGAAACUCUGCCCCUGCCCGGAUUCUCCCAGUCUAAACUGUGUAACUUUGUCUCUAACAGGUUGAUAAUGUUCGUAAGCAGUACAAUGUACAACUCCACCGUAUGGCUGAAGAGUUGUCUGCGCUGCAGCUGGUAAGGCCCAGGAUCACCUGAGGCACAAUCCUCUUAUCAGUACUUUUACUCCUUUUUGGUCCCUUCCUGUCAACAGUUUCUUUUUUUAAUCUUUGUCUUCUCUCUCCACUUCUCUCAAGGAGUCUGCUGACAAAGAGUCUCAGAUCCAAAGGUCUCUGAGAGAGAGAAUCGCUGUAGAGGAGGAGCUGGAGAAGGUAACGGAAAGAUUUGGACAAACAGAUAUGACAGUUGUCAUUUAACCUGAGGAACAAGGCUGCGUGAAUUUAAGUAACGAAAAAUACUUGAUAUGCUGGUGUAGGUGUACAAAGAGGGCAGGGCAGAGCCAGAGUUCAGGAAAAUCGAUGCCCUUCACCAAAGAUGUCUAGAGGCAGAAAGGAUGGCAGAAGAUAUGAGACUCACUCUGCAAAGCACCCAAAACAAACUGAAAAAAGUUGAAAUGGAGUAAGUAUGAACGAAGGCGAAUGGUUGAAACUAUUCUGGGUCUCCCCCUUUAUACAAAUGAAAACAACAUUUUAAGUACAUGGAGUCUAUUUUUGAAUAAGCUCACUAUCUUUUGGUCAUCUAGCGUCACUAACUCUAACUAAGCUCUUCCACAAACCUUUUUUUCUUUCUAACCUGAGAAAUCAAUCUAGAGCAGUGGUUCUCAAGUCACACCUUCUCAAGUCAAGUCACACCUGAUUCAAAUAAUCAGCUCGUUAUCAAGCUCUGUAAUGGCUUAAUAACGAGCUCAUCAUUUGAAUCAGGUGUGUUGGAGCAGGCAAACAUCCAAAACAUGCAGGACAGUGGACCUCGGGGACUGGACUUGAGAACCACUGAUCUAGAGUAACAGCGAGCGUGUUUUUAACAAACAGAGCAGUAAUUUGAGGUGACCAAUCACAAACAUGAACCCGCUGUCAGCAGAGCUUCAAAUUAUUUACCCUCAGAGCAAAUUCUGAUAGGAAACAGGCAUGAGGAAGGUAAACAAUCAUAAAAAGAAGAGCUGAGAGAAUCUUAAAUAAACUUACAGAGUGAAAGAACAGAUUAUGACCUGUAAUAUCACUGUCCCGUCGUUAAUCUGCUGUAACAAUUCCCCGUUUUUCUCUUUAAUGGACUUUCACCCUUGUGGUGCGUAUGGCAGUUUUGGGUGUAAUACUUCAGCAUAAAAGCUCUAAUGUGGGUCAUUUUGGUCCCUGCUGAAGUAUGAUGUGGGGAAGCAUAGAUGAUAACUUUUCUUAAUAUUUUUUCUAAGUGCUCCUACAGUCAAACAAAGUGUCCCACCAGUCUCUCCACCUCUCCCCUUAUGAUCACUCCACAGAGCUCCACAGUCCAGAACAUUGAUUGGUCAGUUACCAGUUUUACAUAAACUGAUCUCUUACUCUUUGCAUAAUUUUCAUAACCCACAGUAGGGCUGCCAACGAAUAUUCUAAAUUCGAAUAUUUGAAGAAAAAAAAAGGAGAUUUGAAUGUGAAAAUUAAUAUUUCAAUAUUAAAUAAACAGUUGGAAAAAGUGUGUGGGGGGGGGAAUGAAAUGGAAAAAAAAAAACAGCAGCUACUUUGCGAGAACUUAAAGGACAAGUCAGGGACAGGUCACAGGAGCUGCACCUGCAGUGAGACUUGACAAAAACCGUCUGUGGCACAUGCAGAGAGAGAUGGCGGGAUGUUCAGAGCCAAACUCGUAAAGAGUGGACUCCAACGAACUUUAGAAGCUCUGUUUGGAAAUUCUUCAGAUUUUGGGCAGACACGGUAGACGGAAAAAAUGCUGAGCGAGAUAAAGUUAUGUGCAAGCUAGCUAUUCGAAUAUGUUCGAACCUAUGUGUUAUUUUUAGAACGAAUAUCCAAAAGUCAUUUGGUGCAAUUUUGACAGCCCUAACCCACAGCAGGUAACCAGUUUAGCACCACAAACUACCCUUGUUAGAAAUGAACCACUUAAAUUGUUGUGAGAGCCCAGAGUUAACCCCAAAGUUACCUCAAUAACUGCAAAUCAAGCUCUAUAACAUCCCCGUCUCUAUAAAUAUGCUUAUCAUUUGAUCUACUAACUAAUCACAUAAAAAUAAACUAUAAUUGGGUUACUGUUUGUGUUCAGUUUCCAUCUGUGUGUAACAACUAAACAUGUAUGUGUGUGUGUGUUUAAUCUACUUACGUAGCUACGGUGAGGAGCUGUCAAGGUGCCAGGAGGAAGUGCGGCGUCUGCAGAGUUCUCUGUCUUCAGCGAGAGAAGACUGUGUUUGUAUCAGUGAGGAAAAGCUCAGGCUGCAACAGGAAAACCUCCAUCUCUGCAAGGAAACAGAUGAGCUGCGCAAGAGCCUCCUGCUGGUCCAAAAAAGGGCCAAACAACAGGUGACCCAACAUAGAUCCAAGAAAAACACAAAGUGGCCAAAGACGUUAUCAGCUAAAUAAUUCAGUCGCUUUUGGUAAAUGGUAAAGAUUGGAACCCUGAUCACAUGGCAGGGUUUUUGGGGCGUAUAAGAUUCAAGUCUAGAGCUGCUGCUGAUGCUAUGAAAUGAUUUCGAUUAAAAUUUUUUCUGUUUUCUUUGUAAAAGGUAGCUAAUCUGAGGAACACAGGGUACUCUAAAACAGACCUCUUCUCUGCUGUCCUCAACGUAGGUGUCACAGAUGGAGCAUAAGCACAGUCUGAAGGAACAGGAACUUGAGGCGAGGUUGCAGGAGCUGGAGGAGUGCAGCCGAAGCUCUAGUGCUGAUAUGGAGCGCCUCCUUACGACCCAUCGGAAAAGUACCCAACACUGGAAGGAGGCCAAGAACCUGGUCCAGGCCUCUGAGACCAAAAUCACCAGCCUCAAGUAAGAACUUUAAAAGGCAGAGCUAACUCAGUGGGUUAUUGACAGCUCAAACUCUCAAUGAAUAAGAAACAUCAAUGAAAGAGACACCAAACUGAGGCCCUGUUGACGUGGACCUGCUCCAUGUAAAUACUGUCAAAUAAGAGACUGAGCCAUGUUAAGAUGGAGAGGGGCGGUGUUUGAAGUUUGUUUUUUUGGGUCCAUGCAAACACUUGAUUUGUUUCCGUGUUUCUGAUUGGGGUAAAAUGAUCCUCUAUGUGUAGAUCUGCCCAACAGUAUGUUCCAGGAGCAUGAAAUCAGUUUGCCCACUCAGCUUCGUUGGUCACCAGUUGACUUAGGUCUUCAAUCCAGACACCUUCUACACUAGAUGAAACCGCAAUCACAACACAUGAAAGAUGGUGGCAGAAAUGCAUCCGUUGGUUUUUUGUGGAAACGCAUCAUCUCCAUGUUUAUACAUUACUGUAGAGGCGUGUGCUGCCGAACUCAUUAAAGGGAGCAUUUUUACUAUCAAAACAGAAACAUGAUUCAAACAUCAGAGGGGUGUGCAAGGUUAACUGAAUAAACAAUCAGUGUCGUUUGCUGUUACCAGAAUAGUUGAGAAGUUUCUCGUCUUAAACAGACAUGCAUUGUCAACAUUUUGAUGACGGUAGGCCUGAAAUGUAUCUCUACUGUAGUGCACAGGAAUUCAAAACCUUCAUCAGACAGACUUUUGUCAUUACAUUUAUAGAAAAGCUUUUAUGAAUGACGCCAAUCUAACAGACACAAAACUCAGUAGAGAAAAAGGUACGGUUGCAUAAAGAAAAAAUGAUUUUUUUUUACUCUCCUUUGCAGUUUAGAUUUUCUAUUGCAUUUAGAUGAAAUCAGAAUGCUGAUCACUUGCACUACAGUAUAGUAUAAUACAAGAACUUUAUUUACCCCCAAAGGGAAAUUCAUUUGUCCGAAGUGGAAUUAAUUUUCUUCUCUGGUAGGACAGUUAACAAACUGUGUAAAUCCAGUCAGGUGAGAGGAGAGCGACAUGGUUGAAGUCUCCUGAUAUCAUUACAAGUGCCUCAGGGUGUUGAGUCUCUAUCCUAGCAACAGUAUUAUGGAGAAUACAUGUAUACAGGUAUUGUUAGAUUUGACUGUCCAAGUCCCUUGGAACAUAAUAUGGCCUAAGAGCAACUGCUGACAAUUAAACAUCUGGACAUCAUAUCUUCUCCUUGACAGUUGUGAGUGAAGAGUUACACCAUCUCUGAUUAACAAAUAAAGCCAGACCUCCUCCUUUCUUCUUGCCACUAGCUUGAGCAUCUCUGUCUGACCUUGUGAGAGUGAAGCCAGGUAGACCCACACUAGAGUCUGAGUUGUUUUGAUUCAACCAGGUUUCAGUAAAACACGGGAGACUGCUCUCAUGGUAUGCUUUCUCAGUCUUCACCAAUAAUUCCGGCUCAUUGCUUUUGUUGGGCAGAGGGUUGAUGUUUCCCAUGAUGACUGGCGGAAGAAAGGGUUUAUAUCUCAAUUUCCUAGCCUUCAACUUUGCCUUCACCUCUACACCUUCAGAUGUCCAGAUUUGCAUCUCGGUGAAAGAAGCACUUAUCUUGAAUAAACUCUUCUCACAGCAGAAAUAUCCAUCAGCAGCUGAAAAAAACACAAUGAAAAUAUUUAAAAAGAAAAAUAAAGAAUAUGGCAAAAAAUUGCAGAAAAUUCAGACAGACCAGACUUUGCUGCUCUUUAGUGGAGCACAGCUUCCACCGCCUCAGUCACAAGUGCAACAGCAACAAGUGCUCAACAAAGUAAUGCAAAUAUUUGUGUUUGAAGAAACUGAAACUCUAUCUGGACAUGUUAUUUAGGCCUAACAAGCUGUUAAAAGCUGACUGAGACAGGAAAGGACCAAGAUGCAUACUCACAAUAACUUUUUAGAACUGUACAACAAAUGCAAACAUGAUUCAAAUGAAACUGAAGCUGUGUCAGUAUUUUUUAACUUAGGGGGCUAAAUUGUCAUUUGUGUUUCAGAGCAGAGCUAAAGCGUCAGAGGCAACACUCCCACAAGCUACAGAUGGACCUCGAAACUGACCAUAAUAUUGUCGCAGAGGUUUGUGGAACAUGCAUGUGCACCCACACUAUGUGCCCGUGGUGUUUAGAGCGACUGAGAGAUGAGUCAGUCAGUCACUAUACAUUCAGAUUUAUGAGAAAACAGUUUUAAUCAUCUGUUCAAAUUAGUGACUUAUUUCCUAAUCCUGUGCUCAGCAACAUGUUUUCAAGCUGCAGGGGUGAAUCCUUGCUGAAUGUUUUAGGGCUCUGCUUUAUUUGAGGGGUCACAAACAUAAUAAAGUCAUGGAGAAGAAAUGCUGGGUUAAUCAUGGUUUUAAUACCUGGAAUUCAACAGAUAAGUCAUUUUUUUCUGUCCAAUCUUUUAAACUGCACACAUACCUAUAAGGCUUUGCCGAUAUUUUGAAGUAUGUAAGACAUCAAACUGAGUAAAUGGUACACUACUCCAUUUCAACAAGAGUUGGAUAGCCGUGUUGACUGAAGUUUUGUACAACACCAGGUUGCAGAAAAAGUUGGUGGAGGCACUCAAGACUGAAAAAAAGAGAAUCACAAUUUUGAUACAACUCAGUGUUUGCCCCAGAAAUGAUGAAAUUGUACAUCAAACACCAAGGGAACAUCUCACUGAAAACCAGGUUAACAUCAUAGUGGGGCAUAAAGACAACAUCCCAGAAAGGCUGACUCUCCCUUAGGUAAAAAUGAGGAGGGGCGCUAAACUCUGCUAGGUGCUAGAACAGCACCUAUCUUCAUCAACAGUAUAUAUAGGGUCCCAGCCAUAGCGCUAACAACCAAACAUCUUUGUAACUUUGGCUAAUUUCUUUAGCAAAGAGACUAAACACAGCUCACCUGCUCUCUUCCAGCAGCCGCUUGUUUGUAGGGGGCCCUUAGGCCAGUCCAUUACGGACUGCUGCGGGAUGACGCAGCUCAAGGAAGAACAUUUAUGAUCAUUACUUUAUCGUCUUCAUUUUGCACUGACGAGGUAGUUCUGCCUUGGCGUCUUGUCUGAUAGCAUUUCCAUUAAGUAAUAAUCUUAAAUGUUCUUCCUUGAGCUGCGUCACCCCGCAGUCCAUAAUGGACUGGCCUGAGGUCUCCUUACAAACAAGCAGCUGCUGGAAGAGAGUAGGUGAGUCAUGUUUGGUCUCUUUGCUAAAGAAAUUAGGCAAAGUUAAAAAGAUGUCCAGUGGCUAGUGCUGUGGCGAGGACCCUGUAUGGCUCCUCACACCGCUGUGUAUUGCUAUCCUGCUGUCGUUAUUAAAGUUGGUAUAACUAGAGAAGCAAGCAGUCUCUAACAUUCAUCUCUUGAGGGGGUGUCUAACUCUGUGUUACAGUGUGUUUGGCCCUAAAUUAAUUUUACGCCGGAAUAUCCCUUUAAUACAGAGACAGCAAAGUGGCAUUAUUAAUAAUGACAGGUCCUUCAUACAGCAGGGUUGGGGUCAUUAUUCUGUGUGUACCCUCAGUAGGUUUAGAAUAACCACCUGCUGUACGUUUGUUUGUCCAGUAUGAGAGGCAGCUCGCAGAGUGUCAGGAGGAGAGGGGUCGACUCCAGAAUCACCUGACACACGCUGAACGUAAGGCCGCUACAGCUUCACAGCAGGUAUGGCUGAUACAACACAAGUGAGGUGAUGAAGGUGUGUAUCUGACAUGUUUAGGUCACAUCCUGUGUUUUAUUGUCUCAAACAGCUGAGUCUAUUGACGUCUCAAAGAAGGAAAACAGCCACGGUUCCCAAGACAGCUGUGCCGCAGUAGAAAUGAUGAAGAGACCUGUCCUUGUGUGUUUAAAACAUUUGUAGUUUUCUUUUUGAUAAUGUGAGAUGCUAAAUUCAGCCAAAGACUUUGGACUCCAGUUUGUUUAGUCUUGAAGAAAUGAAGUUAAAACAUUUUUGUGAUCUGUCCAGCCAUUUUACUGAAAGUUUUCUAUAUUAUUCAGAACAAUAAAAUGAUUUUUUUACUGAUGUAAAAAAAGCGUGUUUUUUGUAAAUGUAAAUAAACACCUUUGAAAUUA
Messenger RNA from Xyrichtys novacula (pearly razorfish), 17670 nucleotides. The record is from the annotation of a GenBank genome assembly. NCBI's taxonomy places the organism in Eukaryota, Metazoa, Chordata, Actinopteri, Labriformes, Labridae.